GCUGUCAGUGGUUGGAUGAGGCGCAGAGUCGGAACAUAGGCUACACAAGUUGUGGUGGAGGGAGUGAGUGCAUGCUUAAAUACUGUAUAACAGGCUACAUGACCAAAGGCCAUGCCAAGUAAAGGUGGAGCAGCGACUGCGUGGCAAGAUUCUUAUCGAUUGUUUUUGGAAUCUACGCAUUGUUAUGCUUAACAUUCGGGAACGAACGUCAAGAUUCUGAAAAAAUGCUAUUUGAGAGAAAACCUGCCGUUUCUCAUUCUCGUGUGCAUAUGAGAAAAUCGUCGUGGAGUUCAUGUGUCUUAUUCGACGAAGUGGCAAUGUUUAGAGCUUGCGGAGGGGCAGCCCUUUGGAGUCUGGCUUUAUAUUUACUGUAAUAGUUAGUCCGAUGUAAAGCAUAGGUUGAACGAGAAAAUAGACAGAGACCGUGCGUCAGACACGUGCUGAAUGUAGCCUACACAGGGGCCGGUUACCCUCUGGAUUUAUUUUCUCGCUGUAAUACAAAGUAGCGGCUCCAAAGGAUGCAGGUGAAAAAACAGAGGGGCUCGGACAGGAGCACUGGAGAGGGUACCCGUAAAAAGUCAUCAUGCUUCUCAAACAUCAAGAUAUUUUUGAUAUCGGAAUGUGCCCUGAUGUUGGCACAGGGCACUGUUGGAGCCUACCUGGUGAGUGUCCUGACCACCCUGGAGCGACGAUUCAACCUCCAAAGUGCCGAUGUGGGUGUGAUCGCCAGCAGCUUUGAGAUUGGCAAUCUAGCUCUUAUCCUAUUCGUCAGCUACUUCGGGGCCAAAGCAAACCGACCAAGGUUGAUUGGCUGUGGGGGUAUCGUCAUGGCGCUAGGAGCUCUUCUGUCAGCACUGCCAGAGUUUCUAACCAAACAAUACGAGCACAAGCCAGGGCAGACAUGGAGGACUGAGGUGGGCAGGAAUGGGUGUGCCAACAGUACCAGGAAUGGUGGGCAAUAUAUAGAGGAGUUGUGUUCCAACAAGGCAAACACCAACAUGAUGUACCUGCUGCUGAUUGGGGCCCAGAUGCUGCUGGGGAUUGGAGCCACCCCAGUUCAGCCCCUGGGUGUGUCCUACAUAGAUGACCAUGUGAAGAGGAAAGACUCCUCUCUGUAUAUAGGGAUCGUCUUCUCUACUUUGGUGUUUGGGCCUGCCUGUGGUUUCCUCCUGGGGUCCCUCUGCACCAAGUUCUAUGUGGACUUCCUCUUCAUCGACACCAGUAAACUGGACAUCACUUCUGAUGACCCUCGGUGGAUCGGAGCCUGGUGGGGAGGCUUCCUCCUGUGUGGUGCCUUGCUCUUUUUCUCAUCCCUCUUCAUGUUUGGCUUCCCCCAAACCCUGUCAGACCGAGAGAAGGACAGGGACGGUGGAGGGGAGAGUGAACAGGCCAUGCUCCCCUCUACCUCUCUACCCCUGGACUAUAAUGAGAUGCCCAAGUCAAGCAAUGGGGUCGUACACAAUAACCAUGAGCCUGUCAACGGCCCCACCUGCUUUCAGCAGCUCAGAGUGAUCCCUAAAGUGACCAAGCACCUCCUGUCCAACCCAGUGUAUACCUGCAUCACGCUGGCUGCCUGUAUGGAGAUUGGUGUAGUGGCUGGCUUCGCUGCCUUCCUGGGGAAGUACCUGGAGCAGCAGUUUAACCUCACAACCUCUUCAGCCAAUCAACUACUAGGUAUGACGGCCAUCCCCUGUGCUUGUCUGGGGAUAUUCCUGGGGGGGCUUCUGGUCAAGAAGCUGAACCUCUCAGCCCUGGGGGCCAUUCGCAUGGCCAUGCUGGUCAACCUGAUCUCCACCGCCUGCUACGUCUCCUUCCUCUUCCUUGGCUGUGACACAGGACCUGUCGCUGGGGUGACCGUCCCCUAUGGCAACGAGACACUGCGGGUGGGCGAGAAACCAGAGGUCCCCUGCAUGAGUAACUGUAACUGCUACACCUCCUCAGUCAGCCCAGUGUGCGGCUCCAACGGAGUCACCUACCUGUCCUCCUGCUUUGCAGGCUGCACUACAACAGUGAGCACAGGCAUCUACCCCCCUCUGGCUCAGAAUUUGACAGGGUGUACAUGUAUAUCCGGUGACAGUGAAAUGGCCACAGCUGUCCCAGGGAAGUGUCCCAGUCCAGGCUGCCAGGAGGCCUUCCUCACCUUCCUCUGUGUCAUCUGUGCCUGCUGUAUGAUCGGCUCCAUGGCUCAGACACCCUCCGUCAUCAUCCUCAUCAGGACUGUGAGCCCUGAGCUGAAAUCAUAUGCUCUUGGAGUUUUGUUUCUCUUGCUGCGACUACUUGGAUUCAUCCCCCCUCCUCUGAUCUUUGGUGCUGGGAUUGACUCAACUUGCCUUUUCUGGAGUACAGAGUGUGGGGAUAAGGGAGCCUGCCUGCUGUACGACAAUAUCGCCUACAGACAUCUGUACGUGAGCCUAGCCAUCGGUCUUAAGGUCACCGCCUUCAUUCUGUACACCACCACCUGGUACUGUUUACGCAAGAACUAUAAGAAAUACAUCAAAAAUCAUGAGGGCUAUACAACGCCAACCGAACUGUUCCCCUCCAGUCUCACAAUGGACAACAUGAAGGAUGAGAGUCAGAACCCAAACAAGACAACGUUUAUAUACAACCUAGAGGACCAUGAGUUGUGCGAAAACAUGGAGUCGGUUUUAUAGGUUCUGAACCAUCCAAAGGACUAUCUGCUACAUUAAUUAUUAAAUAAGUUCAUAAAUGAU
Oncorhynchus gorbuscha (pink salmon) is the source of this 2711-nucleotide messenger RNA. RefSeq names its product solute carrier organic anion transporter family member 3A1-like. The record is from RefSeq and is a predicted model, not a curated record. Gene Ontology annotation, molecular function: protein binding. Gene Ontology annotation, cellular component: membrane. Bases 519 to 2651 code for a protein of 710 amino acids. Gene Ontology annotation, biological process: sodium-independent organic anion transport; transmembrane transport; prostaglandin transport. Lineage: Eukaryota; Metazoa; Chordata; Actinopteri; Salmoniformes; Salmonidae. The transcript has 10 exons.